Messenger RNA from Diaporthe amygdali, 1074 nucleotides. RefSeq lists its product as uncharacterized. The record is from RefSeq and is a predicted model, not a curated record. Bases 1 to 1074 code for a protein of 357 amino acids. NCBI's taxonomy places the organism in Eukaryota, Fungi, Ascomycota, Sordariomycetes, Diaporthales, Diaporthaceae. The transcript is spliced from 3 exons.
AUGUUGACCAUUCGUUUCGCUCUCGUGGCCCUCCUGACCAUCUUCGGGGAUGUGCAGGCGGUGCCACAGACACGUGGAAGGAAAGGAGGCAAUCGUAAUGGCGGCGGCGCGACCCAGCAGACGCCUCAGCAGCAGGCGGCCGCCAUCCCUCAGGGUAUUUCCCAAGCGACAGAUGGCUCUACAAUCCUGGACAUGACUGCAACAGUCAAUGGCCUUGACCUCCGGUUCAAGAUCUCCGCUCCGGCAGACCAGUUCACGACCGCAUCCGGCGUCCAGGGAGCCACCCAACAGCCCGGUGCUCAAGGAGCAAAUGGCAUCAACGUCCUCCUCCACGGAGACGGUGGCCAGUCUUUCUUCGAUUUCCCUAACCAAGCCGUCCAGCAAGGACUCAUGGGAGUCGUCGUCCUCGCUCCCUCUGAGCAACUCCUUUGGGGCCAGUCCCAGGGCCAGCCUCAGGGCCUGUCGCGUGUGGACGGCGUCGCCCACUCCCAGGCCGUCAACGACCUCAUGCAGCAGGUGCUCCCGCAGAUGGUGGCGUUCAACUCCUCCAAUGUCUUCAUGACAGGCGUGUCCGGCGGCUCCCUCACCCUCUCCGGCUUCUUCGUCCCCGCGCACAUGGCCAACUUCGCCGGCACAGGUGUGCUCCUGAUGUGCGGCGCGCUCCCGCCCCAGGUUGACUUCAACAACUCGGCUGCCGUCGCCGGAACCACCAAGAUCCACUUCCAGAGCACACAGCAGGAGCUCACCACCCUGCAGGAUGCCAUCCCCCAGGCCAUUACUGCCUAUGAGCAGCUGGCCACCGGCGCCGGCCUCAACGCCCAGCAGGUCGGCGCGCUGCAGACUGUUGACAAUACCCCCAACGGCGGCCACUGUGAGUUCGACGAGCAAGGUUUCUCCAGCGGCAUCCAGCUGGUCUCCAACAACUUCGCGAGCAUCAUGCAGGGCGGCGACGGCGCCGUACAGGGCAUCAACACGCAGACUGUUCUCAAGUCCGUGGUGGGUAAUGAGAAUGUGAAGUUUGCUGCCGCCAACGGCAACAACAAGAGGCAAAACCCGUACUGGAUCGGGGCUUAG